Molecule: messenger RNA, 2998 nt
Organism: Zerene cesonia (dogface butterfly)
Lineage: Eukaryota; Metazoa; Arthropoda; Insecta; Lepidoptera; Pieridae
Gene: rngo
Product: protein DDI1 homolog 2
Exons: 10
Coding region: 333-1730 (465 amino acids)
Biological process (GO): proteolysis
Molecular function (GO): aspartic-type endopeptidase activity; protein binding
Source: RefSeq, a predicted model, not a curated record
AAGCGUACUGCGCUGUGCGCACAUUGUACAAAGCCAAUCAUUCGAUGAGUUAUUAAUCUGAAGUCGAUAAGUGACUAUAGACGCGUUUGCUAUUACCGUGCCAUUGACCAUUUAUGUUUGCAACAUUGUGAUAGCAGCAAAGUUGAUGUAUAUGUAUUUAUUAGAAGAUCAGUUCAAGAAGCUCUUCGAGUCUGUAUCUUCGAAUUGAAGGGCCAAUGUGUUUGUAACUGGCGUAUAAUCUACAAUGUUUUGGACAGUCAUUCCCGAAGUAUAAAUAUCACAAACCUGCCACAUAAUAAACAGUUCAUCCGAAGUCUCUGCACAUAAUCAAAAUGAAAAUUACAGUGACUACGUUAAACGACGACAUCUUCGUCUUGGAUGUAUCAGAAGAUCUAGAAUUAGAAAAUUUUAAAGCAUUCUGUGAAAUAGAAUCGGGUUUCCCAGCUAAAGACAUAAUUCUUAAUUUUAAUGGGAAACCUCUUCUCGAUGAUAAAAAAUCCCUCAAAGAACAUGGUGUGAACGACGGAGAUGUCAUCGUUUUAAUCCACAUGCUGCAAUCUGCUCCAAAUCUUAAUAACAGCGAUGCAAAUCAAGCACUCCCAUCUGGUCUAGCAAGUCUAGACUUUAGUAAUAUCCGAGUGCCAACAGGUGCAAGCACAUCAAUGGCCACACGGGCGACUCCAGUAGAAGAAGACCCACGUAUUAUCCGUGAAAUGUUUCUGGCCAACCCAGACCAGUUAGCAUUGCUGAAGCAAAAUAAUCCUCGCCUAGCUGAUGCUCUGCUUAGUGGUAAUUUAGAUACAUUUGCUUCAGUACUGCGAGAACAAAUUUCAGCUAGAACUGAACGUCAGCAACAGAGGAUAAGGAUGAUGAACUCAGAUCCAUUUGAUACAGAAGCGCAAAGGAUGAUAGCUGAAGAGAUCAGACAGAAGAACAUAGAAGCGAACAUGGAAGCUGCCAUGGAAUUUAAUCCAGAGACAUUUGGAACUGUUGUUAUGCUGUAUAUUAACUGCCAUGUUAACGGGUUUCCAGUGAAGGCAUUUAUCGAUUCGGGAGCACAAACCACAAUAAUGUCAGCUGCCUGCGCCGAGAGAUGUAAUAUCAUGCGCCUAGUUGACACAAGAUGGGCGGGCAUUGCCAAAGGCGUCGGUGUGCAAAGAAUUAUAGGCCGUAUACACAUGGUGCAAAUGAGAAUUGAAAAAGAUUUCCUUACUACAUCAUUUUCCGUACUUGAAGAACAACCGAUGGACAUGCUCCUUGGCCUCGACAUGCUUAAAAGACAUCAGUGCAAUAUAGAUUUAAAGAGGAAUGUGCUUCUUAUCGGCACAACGGGGACAGAGACGCCGUUUCUGCCCGAGUCUGAGUUGCCCGAAUGCGCUAGACUCUCCGGAGUGUCUGAAGAUGAGAUCGUCAACCAAUCGGUGCGAGAACACGAGGACAGACUUAUGAAAGAAGCCCUAGAAAAAUCUAGACAAGAGGCUGGAAACGAAAGUACACGGUCCACGCCCAGUGGUCAAUCGACGUCUAGUACAGGACAAAGUAGCCAAAGAGCUGGUUUAGGAGACCCGAGUCAGACAAUCCUCCCAACGGACAAAUUUACAGAGUCUGAUGUUGAAGAGAUCGUGAAUCUCGGCUUUACUAGAGAACAGGCGAUCGUCGAGCUCCGGCGCUUCAACGGCGACAAGGCCCAGGCGACGUUAGCAUUGAUUGCGAAAUCAUUGAAAUUUUGAUCUACUUACGGGUUUCACCCCUUUUAAGUGCAACAUCUUCUAUUGCACUGAUGGUGAAUGCACGAGAACCUGAACAUAUCUACGUCUGUCGGUGUUUAACAAACACGACCACGUAAUGUGUACGAGCAAAGACUUUCUAUUUUAGACUCUUCUUACAGUGUCCCUGUGCGUAUGAACUGUGCAAAUUGUAUGCUUACAUUGAUUUCUAUAUAUUAUAUAUUCAAUCAAAUAAUUUAUAAAUACCUUUCUGACUGUCAACUUUACUGCCUUCACUCUCAAGCAACUAUGCUUACGGACUUACAUAUAAGCAAUUAUAUUUUUAUAUUGCUUUUAAAAUGAUAAGUUUCUAUGUGUAUACUUUAUUAAGGAAAUGUUGUCUUAUGGUCGCAAAUGACGAAACGUGAUAAUAAUUGUAAACAUCAAAUUAUAAAGACACGUUGAGGGUUGAAUUUUUAGAUGAAUUUUAUUGAAAAUUAUUGUGUCAUGUGUAUUGGUAGGUACUUAAUAGUAUUUCCAAGGCGCAGGUAGGUCUAGGAAUUGCUAAAGGCCAAUUGGCUCGUAAUGUUUGCAUUUUUAUCGCGUCUCGUUGUUGAGGACCGAAUUUAUAAUAAAUAGAUAGAUUUUAUAAUGUAAUUUAAUGUACUGCAACAUAUCUUAAUAUCUACGUUGUAGCUUGUGAAUUAACUAAUAACUAGUAAUUUGAACAAUAAAAAACUUCGUAUUAACAAUCUGAAAGCGAAAUUUAGACAGUAGGAGCUCAAGUCCAUGUCUUAUUGCGUUGUGCUGCAUAAUGUUCCCGUAGUCGAGACUAAGAACAAAAAUAUCUUGCUGCCCAGCUGUAAAUAUUGUUGAAUGAAUCAUGAUUCUGGAAUCCAUGAUGCAUUCCGUAUGAAACUUAAAAAUAUGCCCAGCGAACCGUUUUUAAUAGUUUUGUUUUUCUACAAAACUGUAUUUUGGAAGUGUUUUGUUAUUUUCACAUCAUCACACUAUACACUUUGUCAUCUCGCAUCAGUAUGUCGUACUUUAUUCACACCUAAAUCCCCCCCUUUUUAUAGUACACUCGUCUCUGGUAUGGUAAAUUGUCUCUUUAUCCAAGGAAUGCAGCUGCUUGCAAUUUAAUAACUUUAAAAUGGCUUAAAAGUCUCGAUUACGAUUCUACCGAGAACUACAAACGAUGCGCAAAUAUGUAGUAAAUCUAUACACAUACACUAACAUACAGACGCGCACGCACACACACACGCACACACACACACACACACACACACACA